AUGACGGACGUAUUCUCCGGCAAAUACAAACUAUCCAAAAGCACCAACUUUGAUGAAUUCCUCACAGAGCUAGGUAAGUCCACACGCCAACUCGUCAAGUCGGCUAGUCCAGAGCUGCAAAUCACAAGAAACGGCGACGGGUGGCAUGUAGAGACGAAAGCUGGCGUAGGGCACUCCGAGUUUACGUUUACGCUGGGUGAGGAAUUCGAGGAGGUCCGCCAGGAUGAUGUCAAGGUGCGUAGUCUGGUAGUGCAGGAUGGGAAUAAGUGGACGCAGACGCAGACGCCGGUUGAUGGGGUUAAGAUUGUUACGAUUGUGCGUGAGUUUGGAGGGAGUGAGAUGAUUACGACGGCGACUGUUGGGGAUGUUACUUCGACGAGGAUAUUUGACCGGGUUGACUAG
Molecule: messenger RNA, 402 nt
Organism: Pochonia chlamydosporia 170
Lineage: Eukaryota; Fungi; Ascomycota; Sordariomycetes; Hypocreales; Clavicipitaceae
Product: lipocalin / cytosolic fatty-acid binding domain-containing protein
Exons: 2
Coding region: 1-402 (133 amino acids)
Biological process (GO): fatty acid transport
Cellular component (GO): cytosol; nucleus
Molecular function (GO): fatty acid binding
Source: RefSeq, a predicted model, not a curated record